AUGGGCGACCAGAGUGUUGAGGACAUACCGAGCGAGCCACCUGCAACCCCAAGCAACCCGACAGAGAGUGUUCCCUCCCCAAACAGACCACCCAAGCUCGGCAAGAGGCGCAAAUCACGAAAGCCCUCCAACGCAUCAACCGGAACCGUGGAUCCACCACCGGAAGAUCAAGAGGGGCCUAAAGAGAGUCCGCCGGAAGGGGCCCCGCCAGCUGAAGAAAACCAACAAGAAUCCAAGCCUACUGAAGAGGGCCAACAAGAACAAUCCAAGCCGUCCGAGGAGAACCAACAAGAAGAAUUAAAGCCGUCCGAAGAGAGCCCGCCAAACCCACCCGCUGAGUCAACAGAGACCCCGACGCGUGAGGACGAUAAGAAAGACUCUCAAGAGCCACCACAAGAUACCAAACCCAAGAUGAGCGCUCCAACCGACGAACUCUCUGGUCUGACCAAGGAUGCUGGCGAAAAGGUACCCCAUACGAAGGAAGUCAUCAAGGAGAUUUCCACCGGAGGGAUGGAUAUGAGAAUCGAUGACGAGGACUUGAACUGGAAGUCGUCGGAAAAGGAGGGAAGCUUGCAAAUUCGAGUCCGGAUUAACCUGCGCGCGAAGGUACAGCUGAACCUUGAUGCGAGAGUCAAGGGAGAGGUUGUCAUUGGGUUGCUGUAG
Aspergillus ibericus CBS 121593 is the source of this 663-nucleotide messenger RNA. RefSeq lists its product as uncharacterized. Bases 1 to 663 code for a protein of 220 amino acids. The record is from RefSeq and is a predicted model, not a curated record. The transcript is spliced from 2 exons. NCBI's taxonomy places the organism in Eukaryota, Fungi, Ascomycota, Eurotiomycetes, Eurotiales, Aspergillaceae.